Molecule: messenger RNA, 938 nt
Organism: Pygocentrus nattereri (red-bellied piranha)
Lineage: Eukaryota; Metazoa; Chordata; Actinopteri; Characiformes; Serrasalmidae
Product: platelet basic protein
Exons: 3
Coding region: 41-313 (90 amino acids)
Biological process (GO): neutrophil chemotaxis; antimicrobial humoral immune response mediated by antimicrobial peptide; chemokine-mediated signaling pathway
Cellular component (GO): extracellular region
Molecular function (GO): CXCR chemokine receptor binding; chemokine activity
Source: RefSeq, a predicted model, not a curated record
UCCUCUGCUAGAGAGCGGUCAAGCAGCUGAAGACUCAACCAUGAGCCGACCCAUCCUCCUUCUGCUCCUCGUGUCUCUGGUGUGUGCAACUGUUUGCACAGCAUUCCGACUGGACAGUCGACAGCGUUGCCUCUGUAUGACUGCCCAUAAAGUCAAGCCCUCGACCAUCAAGGACUGGAAAGUUCAUCGUCCUAGUGCGUACUGUCGCAACACUGAGAUUGUGGUGACGCUGAGGAACCAGAAGAAAGUCUGCUUACAUCGAAACACAAAAAUAUGGCAACUCAUAAUGCAAAAAGAGCUGGGGUCAGUGUAAACACUAAUACUGUCAGAAACCAGCCUCUGAUCCAUAAAGCCGAGGGAGUCGCAUUAAACUAAGACCCUUAUGAAAUCUUAGGGGAUGGAGGGUUGUACAAUACACAAGAGCAUUUCCUGCAUUUUGCAUUAUAACCUUUCAAUCAUGAUACUGUUGAAGUGUGUGUGUGUGUGUGAGAGAGAGAGAGAGAGAGAGAGAGAGAGAGAGAGACCAAAACCUCAAACUUCGUGGCAGCCACCCAGAGCUCUAAGGCCAGUAGCCAGGGCAAGCUGAUCGGACAGCUAUACCUUCUGUUAUAAAUGGUCAAAGCAGAGAUUAUAUAAGCAGCUGAUAGAAAUUGUGAUGUUUUCCUCAGGUUUGGCAGGGGAUAUGAGUUUCUUGGUCUUAAGAUUAGGGUAGAGACACAACGAAGAAUUCAAAUGAACCCCUGAAAGCUAUGGACACAGGACAAAUGAAUCUGUGACUGUCAAUGUUAUGAUUUUAAAUCUUAUGUAAGUACUUUCUUUUUCUUUUGUGCUGGCAUAUAUGUGUCUAUAUUUAAUAUUGAUAUUAAGGUGUUUGUUGAGUGUCAUACUUUUAUUACGGAAUAUUCACAAUGUGCCUUUUUAUAAACAAUUCUGUUGCU